AUGGCAAACACAUACACUCAAAGAGCCAAGACACAUCCGUCACCAGUUGCUCAAAGACUCUUGAGACUCAUGGAGUCUAAGAAGUCCAACUUGUGUGCUUCGGUCGACGUGAGCACUACCAAAGAGUUCUUGGAGCUCAUCGACAAGCUUGGCCCUUCUAUUUGUCUUGUCAAAACCCACAUUGACAUCAUUGAUGACUUUUCUUACGAUGGAACUAUUGUUCCAUUAUUGGAGCUUGCCAAAAAGCACAACUUCAUGAUCUUUGAAGACAGAAAGUUCGCAGAUAUUGGUAACACUGUUAAGAAGCAGUAUUCAGGUGGUGUUUACCAAAUUGCGAAGUGGGCAGACAUCACAAACGCCCACGGAGUCACUGGUGCAGGCAUCGUUCAAGGUUUGAAGGAGGCUGCACAAGAAACCACAUCUGAGCCAAGAGGUUUACUUAUGUUGGCCGAGCUCUCAUCCAAGGGUGCUAUCGCACAUGGAAAGUACACGGAGGAGACUGUGGAUAUUGCCAGAACCGACAAGGAUUUUGUGAUCGGAUUUAUUGCACAGAGAGACAUGGGUGGACAACUGGAAGGCUUUGACUGGUUGAUCAUGACGCCAGGUGUCGGACUAGAUGACAAGGGAGACAGCUUGGGCCAGCAGUACAGAACAGUGAACGAGGUGAUUUCUACAGGAACUGAUAUCAUUAUCGUGGGUCGUGGAUUGUUUGGCAAGGGUAGAGACCCUACUGUGGAGGGAGAGCGUUAUAGAAGUGCUGGAUGGAAUGCCUACUUGAAGGCUACCGGACAGAAUUAG
Molecule: messenger RNA, 798 nt
Organism: Sungouiella intermedia
Lineage: Eukaryota; Fungi; Ascomycota; Pichiomycetes; Serinales; Metschnikowiaceae
Source: the annotation of a GenBank genome assembly